Messenger RNA from Acanthochromis polyacanthus (spiny chromis), 3607 nucleotides. Its product is annotated as microtubule-associated tumor suppressor candidate 2-like. Bases 163 to 1314 code for a protein of 383 amino acids. Lineage: Eukaryota; Metazoa; Chordata; Actinopteri; Pomacentridae. Gene Ontology annotation, cellular component: nucleus; cytoplasm. The record is from RefSeq and is a predicted model, not a curated record. Gene Ontology annotation, molecular function: microtubule binding. The transcript has 9 exons.
AAUUAACCAUGUUUGUGUUCUGGAUGCAUUGCAGUGUCUGCAUGUAGCUAUUUUCUCUAAGCUGAGGACCAUAAAUAAUUGCCCACUUAUUGAUCAUCUCCCUCCCCCAUCCUCUCCUGCUACCCUCUUUUUGUUAUUUCUCAAAGAUGCAGGAGACCUCACAUGUGUGCGUGUCUGUGUGCGUUGCUUCCCUGUGAUGCGUUUGAAUGUGAUAUGGGGCGUGUUGGAGGGGGUUUGAGGGGAGGGCAGGCAGGCAGAGCUGGGCUGAAGCUGCCAGUCUUUGUUCCAGGAGGGAUAAACGAUGGUCGCAAACCAGGAAACGAGAGUGAGAGUGCCAUUGUGAAGGAGAGGGAGCUGUCCCUGGAGCUCGCCAGAAUCAGGGAUGAAGUGGCUUUCAGUGUCGCACACUGGGAGCAACUGCAGCAGGAGAAGGAGGAACUGGAGCGUCGUUUCGAGGCUGAGCUGCAGGGAUUGCGGGCCCAUCAGCAGAGGGAGCUGGGAGCGCUGGAGGAGCGGCUGAAGGCGAAGCACAUGGACGAGACCAAGAGCCUGCAGGCCCAACAACGAGCUGAGCUGGAGGAGCUGCGGUUCAAACAGCAAGAUCAGCUUGAGGAGAUGAGUGAGAACCAUGAGGCAUCCUUGAUGGAGAUGGAGACGGCUCACAAUGACACACUCGCCACUUUGCAGGAGGAGCAUGCCAGGACUGUGAAGAAUUUGAAGAUGGCCCACGAACAGCAGAGGAAAUCUCUAGAAGAAGAGUUUGAAAAGAUCAGACUGUCACUGCAGGAUCAGGUGGAUACGCUGACGUUUCAGAACCGAAGCCUCAGAGAUCGAGCGAAACGAUUUGAAGAAGCUCUUCGCAAGAGCACAGAUGAGCAGAUAGUGGAUGCUUUGGCUCCAUAUAAACACAUCGAGGAGGACCUGAAGAGCCUGAAAGAAGUUCUGGAGAUGAAAAAUCAACAAAUCCAUCAGCAGGAGCUGAAGAUUUCAGAACUAGAGAAAAUACAGGCUGAAAAGAAUGUGUACCUGGAGGAGAGAGUACAGGUGUUACAGCAGCAGAACGAAGACCUGAAGGAACGCAUAGACAAGAAUCUUGCUGUGUCCAGGCAACUCUCUGAGGAAAAUGCCAACUUGCAAGUGCACGUUGAGAAGGAAAGCAACGAGAAGAAGCGUCUAAGUCGCACCAACGAGGAGCUGCUGUGGCGGCUGCAGACCGGCGAGCUGAGCCCUCGCAUGUCCCCCAGUUCCUCCCCCAUCCAUCGGCCGCUCUCAGGCCCAGGCUCCCCCGCCCGCCCACACUCCUACCAUCAAUGACUCUCAUGGAAGCUCCUCUAUCAAACACUUUCUUUUAAUUCGGUGUCAAAUACCCUGAUUUUUAAAGAACUCUUCUAUGAAUGUUCCUCUCGGUUGAAAGGGAAGGACUUUACAUCAUAUACACGGACAACAUUUCCAAAGUUGAACCCCAGGAAUUUUAACCUUUGACCCAACGAAUUGUAUUAAUGAUCUCACCUCUUAUUAUCCAAGAGGGAACUCUCCAUUGUUUGUUCUGUUCCACAUCAACACCCCCACAAACAGAAGCACUGAAAUACUCUGGUUCCAUUUUUUAAAAAAGCCUGGUCAUUUUAGAUUCAGAGAGCAGAAUCAAAGUCAUGGUGCCUCAGUUCUAUGUUUCCGCCUCCAUCUCCAUCUUCUCAUCCAGCGCUCAGGAUGAUGGAUGAACAAGACAUAGCCAACAUCAGAAGUGCAAACGACAAACACAAGAAGCGCCUUUUUGCCGUCCAUUCUCUCCCACCAGCAGCAUUUACCGGGGCACAGGCAAUACUUUGGGUACAAAUCACAAAUCUACCUACAGUGAGUUACUCUCAAAGUGCAGAUUCUUCUCUGUGGCAUGUUCACCUUUUCAUGCCAAAUAUGGUUCAUGUGCUGAGAGUGUAUGAAUGACUGCCUAGCCAUUUAAACCUCAAUCAUCCACCCUACUGUCUUCUUGAACAGCUAGCUCUCAUAACAACUCAUACAUCCACUGAACUGCCAACACAGUGUAACUAUCAUAUUUAUUGCUGAAAAACUGUAAAUUGUACAGGUAUCGCUCUCUUUAAAGCAUGGUCUGUCUUCCAGCUAUAAUGAACUUUACUUUAGGAUUAAAUACAUUGUGAUGAUAUGGAGAGGAAGGUCAAAGGGGCAACACAAGUUAAAUCUUACUUUUCAUAGAACUGGACAGGAUCUAUUAAAAUAAACCAGGAAAUAGUCAUUGUAUUAUAGAUUUCAGACUAAGUGUCCCUCGCCUUCAGUUGGGUAAAGAGAAAAUAAUCAUUUCUUCAGAAAUAAAAGUGCAGGAUCUGUAGAAACCACCAAAGAGGAAAUCAUCCAAAACAGCAGUUCAUUAUGUUCUGUAGCUGUCAUAUCUGUGGAGUUAAUAGCUGCAGAAUCAGCCGUGAAUGGUGCAGACGAUGCAAAAUGUAAAUCUGUUCCGUUGCAUUUGAAUCUACACGGCAACAGUUCCUUUUCUCUUUCUCUUCUCAUUAGGAGCAAACUAUCAGCGCUCCAACAGCUGCCUGGAGUUGUUGCUGUUUUCUGUGUUGCUAAAAGUUCUCUGUGUUUUCACCACAGAAAAUCCAAGUGGUGCCCCAACUUUUAUUCUCCAAUUGAACCUGCAAUUGACUUCCUGUCGUCCAAAAUUUGCAAAAUUAUUUCUUCAAAACGCGCAUGAAAAUCUGAUUGCAAUGUUACCUCAUUUUCUCAUUGUAGAGAAUAAUCUCAGGUCUUGAGGAGAAUUAAGCAACUGCCGUAACUUUUUUUUGUACUUUUAUGUUUACAUAAUCGCUCAUCUUAAAGGUCUGCUUUGUGAAACAUCCUUUGCAUAACAUCAUUUGGAUGUAAAGAGUGUGUAAAAAUACUUUAAAGAGUGUAGUGUAGUUAGGAAAUGCAUUCAAAUAAGUUGAAAUAGAGUUUUAUUACAUUAAUAUUUUCUUGUAAUAAAGCCAUAUUUCUUUAACCCCUCAGACAUAAAAUGUUAAAACCUGCUCAAACAGGGAUUUGGUUGUGGGUGAGUUGCGUUUACUGUUUGGACGAGUUGCUUAUGUUUAACUUGUUCGCUGGUGGGUUUCGCUUAGUUCUAAAAGGAAGAUGAAAAGACGUUUCUCUCCAUCAGGUACUCCGAUUGCACUGAUUGCCUCUGUGUCCUGUGGACAUGACCUUGUACUCAUUUACUGAAUGUUUGUCCGACACUAGAAUAAGAGUUUUUGUUUACAGUUUACAUCUCAAUGUCAGAGGAGGAGAGUCGGUCACGUGGAUGUCAUGACAUCUGUUGAUUGUUUACAGGACUUGCGUUGUAAAGGAUUGUGUUCAGUAUUUCAGAAAUUCAUGCACUGGAGGAGUUUAUAUGAAAGCAUGUCUUCAUGAGGUUGUUGUGCACUACUUUUAUUGUAUUUUUUUGACAUUUCUUGUGCAUUUCAUAGAUUUAUUUAUUUAUUUAUUUGUCCUCAAAUCCUCCAGAACUGCAACUGUAGCUUAGCUGGUUAAAAAUAUUGUGGUCAAUGAUAAGAAUUUAUGUCUAUACUGUAUAUGUUGCACUUUGUAUUUAAGUAUUAAAUCACACUAAGUACACAUA